CAUUCUCUCAUUCCCUCACUCUCUCUCUCUCUCUCUGCAAUUUCCACAGCACACAUUCCAACCUCUCUGCUUCACAAUCUCUCUCUCUCUCUCUCUCUCUCUCUCUCUACACGACGCUGACUCCAAAGGUACAGUCUCUCUCUCUAGAGCACAGCACGCAACCCUCUAUCUCUCUGCUUCAAAAUCUCUCUCUCUCCCGCUCUCUCUCUACAGGCUUCCUCUAAGCAGUCCGAAUCAGAUUUUCUUGAGUAUGGGUGUAUGGAUGUGCUUUGCCUUUAUUUCCAUCUUGGCUAUUCUGACUUCCAAAGCGGUGGCGUUCACUGAUGGGCGUGACGUCACGGCUGUUGAAGAUUUUUACAAGGCUCUUAAUGGCCCUCCGCAGCUGAAGGGAUGGAGAUUGGAUAGUGGGGAUCCUUGUGGUGAAUCAUGGGCUGGACUGUCAUGUUCUGGGUCAUCUAUAAUACACCUUAAACUUCAGGGGCUGAACCUCUCCGGGUAUCUUAGUGCCCAGCUCUAUAAUAUGCUCAACCUGAAGACACUGGAUGUUAGUUCCAAUUACAUAGUGGGUGAAAUUCCAUAUGUCUUACCCCAAAAUGCCACUCAUAUGAAUCUAAGCCACAAUUUGUUAUCUGGACCUGUUGGCAAUGUAUUUACCAGCCUACAGAACUUAAGAGAACUGGAUUUGUCAUACAAUAACUUGACUGGAAGCCUCACAAGUUCAUUUGGAUCCUUGACAAACCUCACUGGAUUGUUCCUGCAGAAUAACAACUUUACUGGAUCAGUUGAUUAUCUAGCUGUGCUACUUCCACAAACAGAUAUGAACAUUGAAAACAACAGUGUUGAUCCAUUUCUUAUCAAGCAGGUCAGUUUUUCUAGUAUUUUACAAGAUGAACACAAGAGUAAGAUACAUCUUGCUCUUGUGUUCAUCCUGUUUAUUGGGGUUGGCCUAGUGUUGGCUAGCAAACCCAAUAAUACUGGGAAAGGGAAAAGGAAACUGGAUGAAGAAGAGUUAAAACCAUUAAGUGAGAGGUUUACCAAAAGAGUAAUCCUUGUGAUCGAGGACCAGAAGGCCAAGGAGACUGUCAUAGAGGAGGAGGAGGAGGAGCCUAAAGUGAAGGAUAAGAGGAGGAAGAAAGCCCCCUCACCGCCAAAGGUCAAAGUCCCCGCCCACGAACCGGAUCCAACAACUGAUCCAGAAGAUCUUUGAGUGAAAGACUUAGCUUACUAAGUGUAGUUAUGCAAUGAAAUAAUGCAUUGAACUUCAUUGUUUGGUGGUUCUGGUUCAUCGAAUCAUAACAAUCUUUGAAGCUGUUUUUCCUUAAUAAAUGGAUUUAGCCAGUUAAGUAGUUUAAAUCUGUUGCUUGGGCUAAUGAAUCCGCUUCUUAUGUUGAAUCCGCUUCUUAUGUUGAAUGACCAAAAUAAGCAUAAUGGGAAAGUGCUAA
Prunus avium (sweet cherry) is the source of this 1442-nucleotide messenger RNA. Lineage: Eukaryota; Viridiplantae; Streptophyta; Magnoliopsida; Rosales; Rosaceae. The record is from RefSeq and is a predicted model, not a curated record.